Mixia osmundae IAM 14324 is the source of this 1584-nucleotide messenger RNA. RefSeq lists its product as uncharacterized. Gene Ontology annotation, molecular function: acetate kinase activity. Bases 1 to 1584 code for a protein of 527 amino acids. The transcript has 11 exons. Lineage: Eukaryota; Fungi; Basidiomycota; Mixiomycetes; Mixiales; Mixiaceae. The record is from RefSeq and is a predicted model, not a curated record. Gene Ontology annotation, biological process: phosphorylation; acetate metabolic process.
AUGCCUUGGCAAAAGACCUUCACUCUGGGCAAGCGCAGCUUAGGCUGUCACUUGGUCACGAGCGAAGUGAUGUCUGAGAUCCGCGAAGGCCUCCAAAAGACGCCAAUUGGCAUUCUCCAUCUACACAUACUCCAUACUAGCGCAUCACUCAGUCUGAAUGAAAAUACUCGAGACAUGACAAUGGCGAUGGACACAAUCGUGCCAGAAAGCUUACCGUGGCGACAUACAGACGAAGGUCCGGAUGAUAGUGCAUCACAUACCAAAGCAAGCCUCAUGGGAUCUUCCAUCACGAUCCCGAUCACCAACUCUUCCCUCGCGUUGGGGACUUGGCAGGGGAUCUAUCUGGCAGAAUGGCGCAGACUGCCACACUCUCGUCGCAUUGUGGCGACAAUCUUGCCACAGAUAGCCAUGUCACUCUUGCUCGCCCUCAAUUGCGGCAGCUCAUCUUUCAAAUUCAAAGUCUAUCGGCGCAAAGACCUCAGUGUCGUCGCCUCUGGUUCCGCGUCUGGCAUUGGCACCGAUUCGGCCAAGCUCAAGUAUGCUGUGGUAGGCAAGGAGGCAAAGUACGAACAUCCGAUAGCAGGCGAGAGUCAUGAGGACGUCUUUGUGGACGUCCUUGCGCUCGUGCAAGGAGAGAAAGAGGAGAACUUGCGCAUAACGGACGAUAAAGAGGAUAUCGCGCUCAUCUCCCACCGGAUCGUACACGGAGGCACUUCAGACAAGCCUCUCGUCGUGACGAAAGAUCACCAGGAGGGCCUCAAGUUGAUGGACGAGCUCAGCACGUUUGCACCGCUGCAUAAUCAUCACGCCGUCUUGACGGUCAAAGCCUGUCUCAAGCAUCUGCCCACGGCAAAGAAUGUCAAAGCACCUAUACCCAUCCGACGCUAUGGCAUGCAUGGCCUCUCGUACUCGUCCAUCCUGACCAAUGUUGCACGUCACCUCGACCGAUCAGAGACUAGCUUGAACAUCAUCAUAUGCCAUCUCGGUAGUGGCGCGAGCAUGUGCUGCAUAGAAAAGGGCAAAUCAGUCGAUACGACAAUGGGUCUCACGCCACUCGAAGGAUUACCAGGCGGCACACGAUCAGGCUCGCUCGAUCCUUCCCUUGUCUUUCAUCUCUUCAGCAACACAGAAGAGGCUGGUCAGAUAGAGGAGACGAAAGGCAUGAAAGUGACCAAAGCAGAGCUAUUGCUAAACAAGCAAGCUGGCUUCCAAGGUCUUUGCGGUACUUCCGAUUUUGGCGAGAUCACUUCCAAAGCCGAUCAGGGUGACAAGCAAGCAAAACUGGCGGUAUCUGUAUUUGAAGAAGCCAUCAUGCGCUACCUGGGUGCCUAUCUCGUCAGGCUAAGGUGCAAACCGGAUGCUAUCGUCUUUUCGGGCGGCAUCGGCGAAAAGUCAGUUUCGUUGCGAGCGUCGGUCGUUGAGCGCAUCAGCUUCCUGGGCGUACAGAUCGACAGUAAGUCCAAUGAAGCUGCCAGCUCGAGUGACGAGGAGGUAGUGAAGAUCUCGAGCAAAGGCGACAUUGAGAUCUUGCGUGUACUGACGGACGAGGAGAAAGUCUGUGCAAAGUAUGCUCUGUCUGCCUAG